Molecule: messenger RNA, 2574 nt
Organism: Fusarium tjaetaba
Lineage: Eukaryota; Fungi; Ascomycota; Sordariomycetes; Hypocreales; Nectriaceae
Product: vegetative cell wall gp1
Exons: 3
Coding region: 1-2574 (857 amino acids)
Source: RefSeq, a predicted model, not a curated record
AUGGAAGUGACAUUUGGCGCCGUUGGGGAUUUCAUCUCCAUUGGUGUGCUCAUCAAGGAUUUCAUCGAACUGCUUGAUGACAGUCGAGGCUCGGCUUGGGAAUACAACUCGUUGAAGCAACAACUUACCUUUCUUCGACUGAACUUGGACCUCGCAAAGCGAUCCUACGAGGAGUACUACAAGACGCCCCAGUUCGAAGAUAUUCGGAACACGCUCGAGAGUGUCGUGGAUGAGGCAGAGCGACGACUAGAGGACAUUGCUGUCAAGGUGCAAAAAUAUACAUCAACACUCUCUGAAGGCUCCACUGAGAGGAGGAUAAGAAGGGUUGCAAGAAAAGUCCAAUGGAGUCUUGAAAAGAAGGAGACGGAGAAGUUUUUAUUGGACCUUCAUCGCUACACAUCCAUCAUUCAAUCAUUGCAGUUCGAUGCAUUUGCGCGUUUGAUGGAACGCAAUUUUGACACUAGUCAGAAAGACCAAAGUGAUACCCAACAACUUAUGAGCAAGCUGCAAAAGGACUUUGACGAUCGAUUCACCAGCCUCGAGGACGAACUGAGAGCUGCUAGAGCAAUGUCGGCUAAUACGCAACAAUCUUUAGUUGAAAUUGGUAUGAUUGUUACUAGGCGACUCGAUUCAAUCACACAAAUGGUCAACUCUCUGGGUAUCGCUGUACUGCGUGGAUUUUCGGGCAUGUCUUACCUUGGGACAUCGGUCUUGUCUUUAUUAUCCGCCAUGCACACCAACAUCCUGGGUCGUCUCGAACGCCCCCCGCAUAUGGGCCCUUAUUUCACAUUCGAGGAUUAUCUGGGUGUUGACUCAAUCAUAUUGCUUAACUUUGUGGAUUCUUGGAACGCCUUCGAGGGAUCUUUACAUGGCAAGUACAAGGGUCGAAAGGGCGGCAGACGAGUGGCCCAGAACCGAUUCCUCCUGCAGCAUCAUCAGACCGGAGAGGAGAUCGAUCGAGAUGCUCAUUGGGGCUUGGCUAUCACACCUGGGUCUCGGAUCAACAUGAGCCUCAUUUGUGAAGUUAAGGAGGAUGAAGAUGAAGCGCAAUCGCUCAAGUGUCCUUUUCCAUCAUGCGGAGCAAUGUGUGAAGGAGUUAUAGGAACUGUGAUUCAGUGCCCUUCAUGUCAGCAACUGUUUCGAAAGCUACCAGGCAUGUCUGACGACGAAGACCUUCCAGCAGCGCCCAAGGCUCCCGAUUCGGGAAUUAGUGAUCCAAGCUUGAACCUGGGAAGUAACUCGUCUGAUCGUGGUCAAUCUCGCAAGAGAAAGGGAACCCAUCUAGACAAAAGAAGAGCGCUACGGGCCAAAAGGAAGCCAACAGACGCGCGUAAUACAGGUUCUGACUCGGAUGACGCCGACUUGGCAGGGAUCAAGCGAGUGACUGUAUUACCAAUAUUGCGCCUUGCUAUACGACCAAUUCCACCACCUUCAGAGACAGAGCAAAAGUUCGAGGUCUCAGAACGACUGAUGGCUCCCGAAAAAGAGGAAAAGAGCCGCAGUUCGGAUAGUGUUAACGAGAAUGCCAGCGUUGAUACAUCAUCGAGGACCAUCGAGUCACAGCCCGGGGGCAAGAAUAAAAGAGUGUUGGAACUACAAUCUGAGUCUUAUGUAGAACAACUCGUAUCUGGAACUGCCUACAUGAGCGACAUGCUGUACCAGAAGAGUGGCGACCACAACGACUAUCCGUAUGAUAAGAUUCCUGGGCCAGGCGCCUAUGUUUUCGAUAGCGUGCUGCCGGGUGGUUUCACGUCCAAAGAUCCUCGACGAAAGUACGCAGCCACACGUGUCCCGCAAAGGCCCUCAACACUCCGGGGUACAGGAUAUAAGAAGGAGAAGAACCCUGCGAAAAGGAAAAGGCCAGAGAUCAGGAAGGCAACAGAAGCAGAUGCAAAGAGACAUAAAAUCCCCGCUGGAUAUUCCGUGAAGCACUGGGAUCCAGAUGAAGAACCAAUCAUACUCCUCGGUAGCGUUUUCGACGCCAAUUCCUUUGGAAAAUGGCUUUAUGACUGGACUGUAUACGCUCAUGGACCUGCGACGCCGAUGUCGGACACGGCGGGAGAAUUCUGGCUGCUUCUUAUUCAAUUGUCUGGCAGAAUAAAGAUAGCGGAGCACACAGUAGAAAGAGUCAAGUCAGUGGACUCUAAGGAGUUGCUAGAGGAUUGUAUCGACGCAGGGGAGAGGUUAUGGACGAAACUGGUGUCGCUGCUCAAGAGGUGCGAGGUUCCCAUGUUGAAAGCAUACAAACUCAAAGAAAGGAAACACAAAAACACUCUUCAUAAUCAGGGCGGCAAUGAAGAGAAAACGUCACAGCGGGUGAAAACCGAAUCCGAUGGCUUGGACAAGGAACUGAAAGAAACGUCAGUGCCUAGCGAAGGAGGCAAUAUCGAAGAGGCGGAAAAAAUGAGGCAGACUUUCGAUAAGAACGCUGGUGUUGCAUUCGUUGAGGCGAUUUUUGGCGAAGGCAAGGAGUUGAAACACACUAAGCGGUUGAUGCAGAACCUGCGACUUUAUAACAUCAGAUUCGACGCAAAUUGUGAGAAUAUAGUAAGACACCCUGAGCUACAGAGCUGA